UACUCGGCCUAGGCCACGGGAACAAGCUGCUCACCGAUCUGUACCACUGCCACCUCACCAAGGUUUACACUGUUGGUGGGCUGUUUGGUAAAGCCACUGAUGACUUCUCAGACACAGGGAAGCUAAUAGAGAAGACCACAUUUGACCAUAUCACAAGGGAGAAGCUGGAACGGAUUCUCGCUGUCAUUCAAGGAACAAAUCAUAAGGCCCUGCUGAUGCAUUCUAACAUUGACAUGAAAACCCAGGAGGCGUACGAGCUGGCUGUCAAAGGGUUGCUCCGCCCCAUGGAAAAAAGCCCUCCAAUAAUCACAGGAAUCCGAUGCCUCCAGUUCGCAGUCCCAGAAUUCCAGCUAGAAAUCUACUGCUUGCACGAGACCCAGCAGUACCUCCGAAAAAUAGUUCAUGAGAUCGGUCUGGAGCUGAAAUCCUCUGCCGUGUGCACCCAAGUGCGAAGGAUCCGCGAUGGUGUUUUCACGCUGGAUGAUGCUCUCCUGAGAACCCAGUGGAACCUGCAGAACAUCCGGAAGGCAAUCCGGGAUUGUCAGCUUAAAGUGGAGACCGAGCUGGAGAAAACACUAGGCCAUCAGGACAGCAGUCAUCUGCACAAGGCGGACGUGGGGACGGCCCCCGCUGCAGAGAGCUGA
Molecule: messenger RNA, 644 nt
Organism: Leptosomus discolor (cuckoo roller)
Lineage: Eukaryota; Metazoa; Chordata; Aves; Leptosomiformes; Leptosomidae
Source: RefSeq, a predicted model, not a curated record